GUUAUUUCCUGGGGAGGUUCUGUUGCAAUCUGGGGAGAAUAAUGUUUUCCCAACAUGAAAGUACUGUGUGUUAUAAGAGUUCUUGAAGUAGGAAGUGAAGUUGACUCUGGACUUUAGAGAGCAUGGAGACAUCAGUGGACCAGACGAAGGAACAAAUGUCAUACACCCAGAGCAACCCGCUAUUUGACAUGUCAUUCAGCAGGAGUGAUCUCUACAGUUUUCAGCCUGAUGAUCUGAAGCCAGCGAGGCCCAGAAGACAGUGGUGUUUUUAUGUGGUUGUUGUUUACCUCAUCUUGCAGACCGCCCUUAAUGCCUUUCUCAUUUAUAAAGUUUUCACGUUGGAGUCUUCACUGUCUGACCCCAGGUUGGAGAAGCUGAUGUCCAAUGAUAUUCCUCUGGGCAGAGAACAGGGGGAUGACAACCUCCAAACUCUCCUCCACAACAACAGUCAAGAAACCAAGACCCUGAGGGGCCACCUAUGGGCCCUCAAGAGCCAGGUCAACAGUCUGUGUGGAGAGGAGGGUCAGCUGGAAAGACUGAGGUCUGAUCUGAGCCUGCUCAACACCAGCACCCACAACCUGGAGGGCAAACUGACAACCAUCACCCUCAACCCAGGACCUCCUGGUCCUCCAGGUACAGAUGGGCUGCUGGGACAUCCAGGUGCGCCAGGAGAGAGGGGCCUCAAAGGUGACAAUGGUGUUGUUGGCCCUCCAGGACAAAAGGGAGAAAUGGGACUCAAUGGACAACCUGGAGAGCCAGGAGUUGCUGGUCAAAUUGGUCCCAGGGGUCCACCUGGGCUCCCAGGAGCCCCAGGGAAUCGAGGACCAGGUGCAAAGGGAGAGAAAGGAGAACUUGGGGCCCAAGGCCCUCGUGGAGACAGAGGUGACAUGGGAAACCCUGGCCAAAAAGGUGCAAGUGGACCCCCUGGUUUCAGUGGAACUCAAGGUCCUCCCGGACCACCAGGUGCCAAAGGAGACAAGGGAGACCAAGGAAACCCACCAGAGUUGAAUGUGCGUCUCGUGCCGGGGAGUUCCCGGGGGCGAGUGGAGGUGAAGUACAACGGGGCCUGGGGCACCGUGUGUGAUGACAGCUUUGACACUGUGGAUGGCAAGGUGAUCUGUAAGAUGUUGGGCUUCCAAACCGCCAUUUCCACCUUCACUGCCAGCCCAGGGACUGGUAGGAUCUGGCUGGAUGAGCUGCGAUGCUUAGGAACAGAGUCUGAUAUCUUUAACUGCCCACACAGUGGAGUUGGUGUUAACAACUGCCAACACAUCGAGGACGUCGGAGUGCAGUGUGUCUAGACUGACACCACACCGAAGACUAAACAUGCAGUGAUGAUUUGACUGGAUAUAUAUAUAUAUAUAUACACAUGUAUACAUGCCUACAUCACAUGCUCACGUCUCACUGGGGAUAUAAGCAGAUAACAGCGCUGUUACUAAUGAUAUUCACAUGAUGUUUGCAGCUCAUUACAUAUUCAUAAAACACAGCAUAUAAAAUUGCAUUCAGCUAAGAUUCACUUUAUUACUAAACACAUUAGCUUAAAUGACAGUGUACUGUAAACAAAAGAUCACGCUAAUAAAACUUUCCUGGUAUAAAAUUC
Molecule: messenger RNA, 1600 nt
Organism: Siniperca chuatsi (mandarin fish)
Lineage: Eukaryota; Metazoa; Chordata; Actinopteri; Centrarchiformes; Sinipercidae
Gene: marco
Product: macrophage receptor with collagenous structure
Exons: 12
Coding region: 123-1301 (392 amino acids)
Cellular component (GO): membrane
Source: RefSeq, a predicted model, not a curated record